AGCCGCAGCAAAUUCGGUUUUCUUCUCUUCUCUCCCUCCCUCCCUCCCUCCCUCCUUCCCUCCACAAUCUUUUGCUUCUCGUCUAAAUUUCCUCUUGCUGUUAAUUUUCUCUGGCUUCUAGUUUUGUGACAGUGGAUUAAUAAAGAUUUGCUACUAUGUCGGCAAUGGGUUCUCACACCAACAAGACGUCGCAGAAAAAGGAUCGUCCCCAAAUAAUUAAAUUGAAUAAAGCAUUGGAAUUGGCUAAAAAAUGGGUUAAUGACAUGACUGAACCAGCAGAAGAUGAGCAUUUUGAAAUACAGAGUCGACCUGCUAGGCUUGGACUAGGUGCUAAAGUUCCCCGGCCAUCCAAAUUUGUACCUUCAGAUGAUCCCCUGGAAAGGAAAUUACACUACAAAUUGGAUGCUGGAAGAAGAGCUGCUGCCAAAAUUGCCGAGGAGUCCGCCGCCGCCGCAUCGGCUGCUAGCGAUGAUGACGACGAUGAAGAUUUAGACAGCAGAACCAAAGCAUUUGAGAAGAAAAGACCUGCAGCUCCGGUGACCCCAUCGUUAGGGGGAAAGAAAAGGAAGAAAGUUAACCAUAACACCCCUGGCAGAAGUUGAUUUUAGAGAUUGGGUUCUGUUGUUCUGGUAACUUCGUACAAUUUCUUUAUCUGUAAUUAUAGAUGUUCAGUCAAGAAAUCAAAGCUUGUGGAAAGGUGGUAGGAACAAAUAUUCCACAUUUUCCAAACCAAAGUUACGGCUUGUUCAGUGCUAAA
Molecule: messenger RNA, 757 nt
Organism: Prunus mume (Japanese apricot)
Lineage: Eukaryota; Viridiplantae; Streptophyta; Magnoliopsida; Rosales; Rosaceae
Source: RefSeq, a predicted model, not a curated record